UUGAUCCUCCAGUGCCAUGGCGAUGGCCACGAUGGCCACGAUGGCGACGGCUCCAGGAGCCCACCCGGUCCACAUUCCAACGAGCAUCGCGCACAUCGCCCAGGGCCGCGCCAUUGCUGUCCAUGCUCCAGUGGCUCGUGCAAUUCCUGCAGCUCGUGCAGGUGCUUCAGCCGCCAGCACAGCCUUUGGUGCUUUUGGUGCUGCUGUAGCUGGAGCUGGAGCUGUGCUGGCCAGUCAGGCCCGGGCAAAGACCCGCUCGCGUGCUGCUCGGGUUGCAUGUGCUGCUGCUGGCCGAAAGCGGAUUUUGGUCAUGGGCGGCACCCGCUUCAUCGGUUGCUACCUCGUAGCGAAGCUACGGGAGAUGGGCCACAGCGUGGUGGUGUGCAACCGUGGAAGAACCAACGGCGGCAAACCAGAACGAUUGCCCGGAGUGAGCGACGCUGAGUACCAAACGAUGUUGGAGGGCGUCACUGUCCUCAAUGCGGAUCGAAAGCAGCCGGAUCAAUUGAAGAGGGCCAUCGCAGCAGCUGGCAAAUUUGAUGUCGUCUUUGACAACAACGUGAGGAAACUGGAGGAGAUUCAGCCUGUGGUCCAAGGAAUCAAGGCCAAGGGAGGAUGCGAACAGUUCAUUAUGAUGAGCAGUGCAGGUGUCUAUGGACCCACCGACGUAUUGCCUCUCAACGAGAUGACUCCAGGAGACCCCAACUCUCGCCACAAGGAUAAGCUGGCUUGCGAGAAAUACCUGGAGUCAGAGGGGCUGAACUGGACUUCUAUUCGCCCUGUGUACAUUUAUGGACCAUUGAAUUACAAUCCAGUAGAGCGCUACUUCUUCGACCGUGUGACACGGGGUCGGCCGGUCUGCGUGCCAUACGGUGGGAAGUACAUUACGCAACUUGGCCACUGCGAAGACUUGGCGGAUUUCAUGGCCAAAUGCGUCGGCAACGGCGCUGUUCGAGGUCAGGUGUACAACGUAUCAAGUCAGGAGUAUGUGACCUUCGACGGCAUGGCGAAGGUUUGCGCAGAGGCGGCUGGCAUUUCUGAUCCGCAGAUCGUGCACUAUGACCCGAAGAGUGUGGAGGUGCCCGAAGGCUUUCCAAAAGCCUUUCCUUUCCGUGGGAUGCACUUCUUCGCCUCCAUUGAGAAGGCCAAGCGUCACAUUCCAAGCUGGAAGCCCAAGUACAACAUGCUGGAGGGCCUUCGAAGUUCAUAUGAGCAAGAUUAUUUGGCUCGAGGCUUUGACAAGAAAGAUCCCGAUUUCAGAACGGACGACUUGAUCCUACAGAAGGCAGGUGUUCCAGUUGGCUCCUCCAAGUCUGGUGGUUCCAGUGGUUCCAAUGGCGCGGUGAGAUACGGCCAGGGUUUCAGCUAUUCGUAUCCGCGAGAUGCCUAUGCAGAUUUGGAGUAUGGAAAUGAUGUGGGUUACUUACCUGAUGGUACUCCCAUGAACGCUGCUGGCAAUGCCAUGAAUCAUCCUGAGACAAUUCCUCCUGAUCCACACUCACCGGGAUCACCUCUGCCGAGAGCCAAUUUUGUGAAUGACGUGGGCUAUUUGCCCGAUGGAACACCAUUGAACAAGGCGGGCAACGCCAUGAAUCAUCCGGAGAACAUUGCACCAGAUCCCCAUUCACCAGGCUCAGCUCUUCCUGAGUCAGUCUAUGCUGCAAGUGUUGGCUACUUCGUUGAUGGCACACCCGUGGCCAUGGCUGGGAACAACUCCGUUCCGCGAUAGCCCAAUUUUUAGAUGCCCUCAUGGCAGCAUGGAGCAGCAUGGAGCAGCAUGACCUUUAUCGAUUUCUAUAUCCUCUUGGCUUGGCAGAGGUCAAUUCAACAUUGGCCCUGCUCCGUGACAAAUCACUUGUCCACACAGACCAGAAUCGCAGAAAGCGACGCUUAAUUUUCCAUCGACCGACACAAAAACAAGUGCGGAUAUAUGCGGAUAUGCAGGUAGUUCUGGAAGGCGGGUGGUAUCCGUUUUAUUCAUACCAGCUGCAGUGAAGUUACAAAUCGUUGCAUAUGAUUCAGGUGGCAGCUUCCAGCUGCAGGUGAUCCUCUUGUAAUUUGUGUUCCAGCUGC
Molecule: messenger RNA, 2073 nt
Organism: Cladocopium goreaui
Lineage: Eukaryota; Dinophyceae; Suessiales; Symbiodiniaceae
Source: the annotation of a GenBank genome assembly